Microbotryum saponariae is the source of this 2201-nucleotide messenger RNA. The record is from the annotation of a GenBank genome assembly. NCBI's taxonomy places the organism in Eukaryota, Fungi, Basidiomycota, Microbotryomycetes, Microbotryales, Microbotryaceae.
AUGAAGCACUCGCAUGACACCGAGAAGGGGUCGAGCAUCGAGCAAGAGCGGCAUCAAAGUACGUGUCCGCGCACCCCUUUCCACACGCCGCCUCCGCUUCUGAUUUGGGUUUCGUCGUGCUGGAUUCAACCUUUCAUUCUGCCAUGCUUUUCGUUGCUGUCAUUCACCAUUGUUCAUUCGUAUCUCGAACAGUCGAAGAAGUCGCCCUUGCAGGCCAUGCAGCGACCGACAUCCAUGGCCACUCGCUGGUCGCAAUCGACGCGAAAGCCGAAGCGGCCCUUCGGUGGAAGAUCGACAUCCGAAUCAUGCCGACGAUUGCGUUGCUCUAUCUGUUCUGGUAAGAUUUCAAUUGCCGCUCGGGAUCGAGAUUGUUCAGAUGGGACGCUUAUUCAGCUCAACUAGCUUCAUUGACCGCGCCAACAUUGGAAAGUACGUUGAAGGAGAGGAUGAAGGGGUCUGCGCAUCCAUCGGAGGAAGGAUCGCUAACAUGAUGCUGAAAUCUAUCGGCAGUGCUCGCCUCGCUGGUCUCGAGAUGGACCUCAAGAUGACCGGAAAGUAUGACUAUAAUAUACUUUUGACCGCUUUCUACGUCGCCUACGUGGUUUUCGAAAUCCCAUGCAACUACAUCUGCAAGAUCGUCGGCCCAGGGAAGUUCAUCCCCAUUUUAUCAUUCUUUUUCGGCCUUUUCUCCUUCGCAAUGGUGAGCGGCAGGUCAAGGCUCUCUGCAAUGCGCACACAUCUUGCUGAGUCAUCCUUUCACGGCCUUCCUACCGACAGGCGUUCGUAAAAACGUUUGGUGCAGGUUUCGCUCUUCGCUUUCUGCUGGGUGUCGCUGAAGCAGGAGUGUUUCCCAAUGAGUGUCGUCCCGCCUGUCCACCCCUGAAUGGCAAAGUGAGCCUCUCCGCCGGUGGUAUGCUGACAUUUUUGCACCGACAUCUCAGAAAAUCAACCUAGGAAUUUCGUUCUACCUCUCUCGAUGGUGCCGCAAGGAUGAAUUCGGCUUCCGCCUGGCGCUGUACAUCGUCUGCGCGCCACUCGCUGGUGCAUUCGGUGGGCUGCUCGCUUCUGGACUUUUGAAGGCACCCUCGUUCGGCACGAUUCACACGUGGCGGAUGAUCUUCUUUGCUGUGAGUACCGGUCAUGUGAAUUGAACGAUCGAGAGGCCACCACUUACAUGGCUAUGCGCUAUCGUGCUAUAGGAGGGUAUCAUUACCAUGGGCAUCGCCGUAAUCUCCUAUCCCAUCCUGACUGAUCGACCUGAGACUGCAAAGGUGAAUGGAUACCUCUCUCGCAAUCAGAAGGACCACAGGGAGGAGGACCGAAAUAGCUGACACUUCUUGUGUGUGUGAUUCAUUGCAGUGGCUUUCUGCCGAAGAAAAGGCACUCUGCGCCGCUCGGACGAAGAGCGAGAAUGUGGGAUCAAUCGUCGUCGUUGACGAAGCCAAGACCAAAGUGUUCAUAUCCGGCAUGUUCAACAUGAAUUCUUUAGUGAAUGCCUUCAUCUUUUCGUUGGGCAACAUCACCGUGCAAGGCCUAGCAUUCUUCCUUCCCACCAUCAUUAAGACGAUUUUCCCCCGCAACUCGACCGUUGAAUUACAGCUUCGUACGGAACCGCCCUACAUUGUCGGUGCCGUUGUUUCGUUGGUGCUACCUUAUCUCUCGUGGAAAACGGGCCGCCGCGCAUUCUGGAUGACCGUUUCGGCCCCGCUGAUGAUUAUCGGCUACGCCAUGUUCGUGGCCUCGACCAACCCCCAAGUCCGCUACGCCUCCUGUUUCCUCAUCGCCUCGGGCGCGUUCUCGUUCGGAAGCUUUUGCAAUACGUGGGCAGCUAUCAACACUACUUCGGAUACUGCUCGAGCUGGUGCCAUCGCCAUCACCGUCUUCGGAGGUAAUCUCGGAGGUCUUGUGGCAACAUGGAGCUACCUGUCACGGUCAGUUUCAUGUCCGCGCUUGUACCAUCCCCAAUCGCCUUUCUGGCUGACUCGUUAGACCGACACAUACAUCGGGCAGAUACGCCCCGAACCAAAUACCCGGCAACAGUCUCAACUUGGCUACGUCGUGCUUAACUUUAUUGCUCACACUCGGCCUUUCCGCACAAGCGCCGCGACGAAGGUCGAAUGGACCACGUUCUGGUUCGGAAGUCCGAUGACGAGAUCGCCAUGCUCGGUCAACAACACCCAGGCUUCCGCUACCGUCACUGA